Messenger RNA from Chelmon rostratus (copperband butterflyfish), 1551 nucleotides. It is a transcript of the gene rab10, whose product is annotated as RAB10, member RAS oncogene family. NCBI's taxonomy places the organism in Eukaryota, Metazoa, Chordata, Actinopteri, Chaetodontiformes, Chaetodontidae. Bases 583 to 1188 code for a protein of 201 amino acids. Gene Ontology annotation, biological process: cellular response to insulin stimulus. The record is from RefSeq and is a predicted model, not a curated record. The transcript is spliced from 6 exons. Gene Ontology annotation, cellular component: insulin-responsive compartment; Golgi apparatus; recycling endosome. Gene Ontology annotation, molecular function: GTP binding; GTPase activity.
UGGUGGCUCCCAUUCGAAGGCGACGGCGGUCGUCUAUAUUUCGGUUCUAAUCUCACCAGAAAAGAGCAAAAUAACUGCGAGCAGACAGUGAAUUUGACACACUUUAGCCUUGAGACUUUUUUCAAAUUCUUCUCGGUCGAGCUUGUGACGGGGCUCUGGAAUGACGGGGUGUGCCGAGAAUUUGAAUUAGCUCGCCGUUAGUUUGAAGAAAGAGUGAGUCGGGGUAGAGAGAGAGGAGCCAUUUUGUCCCGACUGUGUGGGAGAAAAGAAAGAGUGGAAAAGAGGAAUCAUACGGGAGGAGAUCCUAUUUUUGCUUUCUGUUCUCAUGCUGUAGGGGGGAAAAACAGUCGGGCUUGGGAAAUAUAACUUGUCGGACACGUCUACGGGCACGUUAUUUUGGGUGGUAUUUAGCCAACUAGCUUGCCAGGCUAAUCAACAAAUCCCAGAUUGUUAACUGUUAACGGUCAGGAGAAGCAGGGCAGUUGGUCAGGUUGGCUAAGGAGCUGGCUUUAGACUUCACAUUGGCGUGCUAGGUUAUCAGUUUUUUUGUAUCCUGUCUGGGUGAACACAAGCUGUUUUUCAAUGGCGAAGAAGACGUACGACUUGCUGUUCAAGCUGCUUCUGAUCGGAGACUCGGGCGUGGGGAAGACCUGUGUGCUGUUCCGCUUCUCUGACGACGCCUUCAACACAACCUUCAUCUCCACCAUAGGAAUAGACUUCAAGAUCAAAACUGUUGAAUUACAAGGAAAGAAGAUCAAACUACAGAUCUGGGACACAGCAGGCCAGGAACGGUUCCACACCAUCACCACCUCCUACUACAGAGGCGCCAUGGGCAUCAUGCUGGUCUACGACAUCACUAAUGCCAAGAGCUUUGAAAACAUCAGCAAAUGGCUGCGCAACAUUGACGAGCAUGCAAAUGAGGACGUCGAGAGGAUGCUGCUAGGCAACAAGUGUGACAUGGAGGACAAGAGGGUCGUACCAAAAGCCAAGGGGGAGCAGAUUGCGAGGGAGCAUGGCAUUAGGUUUUUCGAGACGAGCGCUAAGGCCAACAUCAACAUCGAGAAGGCUUUCCUCACGUUAGCAGAAGACAUCCUGAGAAAGACGCCUGUAAAAGAGCCCAACAGUGAAAACGUCGACAUCAGCAGUGGAAGUGGAGUCACAGGAUGGAAGAGCAAGUGCUGCAGUUGAACAACUUCUCUGUUUCACUCACACUAACGCACACCGACACACAUACACACACUGACACACACACACACACACACACUCUCUCUCUCUCUCUCUCUCUAACUGCUAACUCUAACUCUCUCGCUCUCUAACCUGUCUCAUGAGUUUUCUUGCACACUGACACUCUCUGUCUGUCUCUAUCAGAAUAAAACAGUAAACCACUUCACUCGUCUAAUACCCCGCCCUCCCCCACCCCCACCCAAUCAUAUUCUUCCACUCUCCAUCUGAUGAUCAUUUUUAUUUCUGAUAAAAAGAGAAAUCCAGUCACGUUUCUUGUCAUUUGUUUUAAAAGUUGUAAAAAAAAAAAAAAAAAAAGUGAAAAGACAA